Dentiscutata erythropus is the source of this 960-nucleotide messenger RNA. Lineage: Eukaryota; Fungi; Glomeromycota; Glomeromycetes; Diversisporales; Gigasporaceae. The record is from the annotation of a GenBank genome assembly.
AUGGUAAACAUAUUUAAAGCGAAUCAAAGGGAGAAGGAAAUAGACGCCGCACGAUGCAAGGGAAAUUGGAAUGCGAUUCCUGAAUUAGCAAGAAAAUAUCGAAAACAUAUUUUAGAACAGACUGUAUUAGCGGAAUUAGCUUUAGUAAAAGCAAUUGAAAAAACCAAGGAAAUUUAUGAUAAUGAUUCACCCAAUCGUAUUACAAUGCCUACAACAGUUGAUGAAUCUUUAGUCAGUGAUGUAUUCGCUAAAUUAGAGUCGGCACUUUCACAAGCUUCAGGACAAGAGAAAGAGACUUUGAGUACCAACUUUGUUCCAUCUCAAAUACCGGUAGGAUACAAUUUCGUACUUAUCAUUCAAGGCCUAGCUAUAAAAGGAAUGGCGCAAGAAACAUUUGGUAACUUUGACGGUGCGGAUGGUGCAAUCGCUUAUUAUGAUCAGGUUGUCGCUUUACUUGCUCAAUAUUCUGGUGAAAAACAAGAACAAUUGGCAAAUUGGACGGAAGAUGUUCUAUAUCGAGCAUCAUUGCUGAAAGUAAGGUUGGGAGAUGUUAGAGGGGCACUUCAAGCCUUCAGAACAUAUCAGCAUUAUUCUACUUCUUCAUGGGGUGAAAAAUUCAGACUCAAUAAGCGUGCUGUCAUAUUUAUGAAUUUUAUAAAAUUUCUUUCGAAAACAUACCAAGAAAAGACUUAUAUUCCUCCAAGUGAACCUACCGCAUUUACACUUAAUGAACAAUCUGCAAUAUAUACUCCGCAUACGUUCCGCGUCGAGCUAACUAGUUUGCAUACAUUAUAUGAAAAUGUAUUAUACCAAAUAACGUCAUUUCCUAAGGCUGGUGAGAUAAAUCGGAGAGUUUUGGAAAUGGUUGAUCAAAUAAUGUCUGAUUGGGUUGUGUUAAAUGGUGGAACUACUACAGAAAUGCGAGGAUUGGUUGAGGUUAGAUCUCUUUUAAUAUUUUAA